Raphanus sativus (radish) is the source of this 1803-nucleotide messenger RNA. RefSeq names its product myosin-10-like. The transcript is spliced from 13 exons. Lineage: Eukaryota; Viridiplantae; Streptophyta; Magnoliopsida; Brassicales; Brassicaceae. Bases 5 to 1507 code for a protein of 500 amino acids. The record is from RefSeq and is a predicted model, not a curated record.
GCCAAUGGAGAACGGACAUCAUGAAUCACUUGCUCCUUUACCAUCAAGAAGGUUUGGGACAAUAUCUUUCAGGCGGUCUCGGAUUGAACGACAACCCCAUGAAUACGUUGACGUGCUUAUCAAGUUUGUUUCGCAAAAGGUCGGAUUCAGCCAUGGAAAGCCUGUUGCGGCAUUUACAAUUUACAAAUGUCUCAUACACUGGAAAGUAUUCGAAGCAGAGAAGACCAGUAUCUUUGAUCGUAUGGUUCCUGUUUUUGGUUCCGCUAUUGAGAAUCCGGAAGAUAAUGAUCAUUUGACCUAUUGGCUAACCAACACAUCUACGCUACUAUUCUUGCUUCAAAGAAGCUUGAAAACCCAUAGCACAAGUAGUGCAAGUCCGAAGUUACCUCCUCAGCCGACUUCAUUUUUUGGGAGGAUGACACAGGGUUUCCGUUCAACCUCUUCCGCAAGCCUUUCAGGUGACGUAGUGCAACAGGUAGAUGCUAAAGUACCUGCUUUGCUGUUCAAGCAGCAGCUCACAGCCUACGUUGAAACGAUAUAUGGAAUAGUGCAAGAGAAUGUGAAGAGAGAGUUAGAGCCAGUUCUCUCGUCAUGCAUUCAGGGACUGAAAGAUUCAUCACGUGAGCAACCUGAAGAGAAUAUAUCAGCCGAGUCAUCUGAACAGAACUCACCAGCAAAGCCAUCUGAACAGAACUCACCAGCAAAGCUAUCUGAACAGAACUCACCAGAAAAGCCAUCUGAACAGAACUCACCAGCAAAGCCAUCUGAACAGAACUCACAAGAAAAGCUUAGUUCACCAGAAAAGCCAUCUGAAGAGGAUCCACAUGCAAAGAUAUCUGAAGAGACUCCACCGGCAAAACCAUCAUCCGCAGAGAAUUCACAAACGGAAACUUGGCAAGGCAUCAUAGAUCUUUUGAAUCGGCUUCUCGGCACACUGCAGAAAAAUUACGUUCCUCUGUUUCUUGCUCAGAAGAUAUUCAGCCAAACAUUCCAAGGCAUCAACGUUCAAGUCUUUAACAGCCUUACACAACAAGAAUGCUGUACAUUCAACAUGGGCAAAAAGGUGAAUGCUUUGUUAAAUGAACUAGAGGCAUGGUGUAGCCUGGCAACUGAAGAUUUUGUAGGGUCUUCAUGGGAUGAACUCAAACACACAAGACAAGCCGUGGUGAUCCUGGUAACAGAACAAAAGUCCACAAUUACAUAUGAUGAUCUUACCACUAACCUCUGCCCGGUUCUUAGUACUCAGCAAUUGUAUAGAAUAUGUACUCUCUGCAAAAUUGAUGACGACAAGGAUAAGAAGAAUGUAUCUCCAGACGUGAUUUCCAACUUGAAACUUCUAAUCACAGAUGAAGACGAAGACAGCCGUUCGUUCUUGUUAGACAAUGAUUCCAGCAUCCCCUUUGCAGCCGAUGAAAUCUCCAACUGUAUGCAAGAAAAAGAAUUUACCAAUGUAAAGGCAGCGAUGGAACUCGCUGACAACCCUAACUUCCAGUUUCUAAAGGACUGAGACUUAUUUGGUCCGUUUUUCAUCUGACAACUGAUUUGAUGAGACCAAAUUGUACAAUAGUCUCUUGCACAGGUUCACGGUAUGUAGAAGUCCAUAGGAUCGUUGGUAGGUUUUUUUUCAGAGGGAAAUUUUGAGCUCGGGUGUAGGGCUCCUCUCUUCUGAUUCGGUUCUUACAAGUUCAUUCUCUUCAGGGCGGUUAGGUUAAAGCCAGCCAAUAUUUACUUGUAGGGCAAGAAACUUGUCUAUGUAAAACAUCCAUAAUAUGAAUAAUUGUGAAAAUAAAGCAUUUAUUGGAA